This is a messenger RNA of Symbiodinium natans, 1722 nucleotides long. NCBI's taxonomy places the organism in Eukaryota, Dinophyceae, Suessiales, Symbiodiniaceae. The record is from the annotation of a GenBank genome assembly.
AUGUUCUGUCCCAGCAUGGUGCCUUUGCAGCUCCCGACGCCGCAAGAUGCCCAGAGCCAGAUCGACCAGCUCCAGAAGCAGCUCCUGCAGCUCCAGCAGCAACAGCAGCUGAUCAUGCAGCGACAGAUGCAGGGCCUGCAAGAGAGCGAGGAGAGUUCAGAAGUUCGGCGCAUGCGUGUUCUUUUCGCGUUCUUUUCCUCCGCUCUUGCCGUGUCCUCUUGCCGUGCCUUAACGAAGAGGUUGGCCGGCACCUCGUCCCCGGACCGGAACGGCCGCCGCGAGUCCUGCGGGUUCCGCAGCCCAGCCAGUGCCGGAUAUGUCACCGCCGUGCGCCCGUAUGCUUCUCGAACCUUUGCAUUGUAUGGCGGUCGACAGUUCGCGUGCCGGAGGUCACAGCCACAACCGGCACAGCCGGCGCAGCCGUCUCAGCCGGCGCAGCCGGCGCAGCCGGUGCAGCCGGUGCAGACGGUGCAGCCGGUGCAGCCGGUGCAACCAGUGCAGCCGGUGCAGCCGGUGCAGCGGGCACCGCCAGCACAGCCGGUGCAGACGGUGCAGCCGGUGCAGCCGGUGCAGACGGUGCAGCCGGUGCAGCGGGCGCCGCCAGCACAGCCGGCGCUGCCAGCUCAGCCGGUGCAGCCGGUGCAGCGGGUGCCGCCAGCACAGCCGGCGCCGCCAGCACAGCCGGCGCUGCCAGUGCAGCCGGCGCAGCCAGCGCAGCCAGCGCAGCCAGUGUUGGUACUGGCACAGGCAGUUCCCUUGCUGGCCCCAGGCUCACCUGUGGCUUUCCAGGCGUGUUGGCUGUUCGGGGCUGACCCAGAGACCAAGUGUGGCAUUCUCCCACGUGCUGUUCAGGUGGAAGACCUGGUGGAGGCACAAUGCGCUGGUUGGGGGGAGGAUUGGUUUCCAGCAAAGGUCCGGGAGCUUCUGCCUAACAACGAGGUUCAGGUAUUGUGGGAAGGUGACGAGCCUUCCAUCUCAAAUGUUUCCCUAAGCAUGGUUCGCAAACGUGAGGUUGCCGCACCGGCCAGCAUGCCCAGCGUGAGCAUGCCGGACACUGCCGAGCAGCCCACGCAGCCUGCGCAGCCCUCGCAGGCUUCGCCGCCCCUGCAGCCAGAGGCUGAGCAGAUGGCGCGGAAAAGGCCCGCAGAGGCACACUUGGCGCCGUUGGCAUCGGUGAGAUCCGCCGAGGUGGAAGGGCCUCUGCUGGAGUUCAACCUCCGUGCGGGUCCCGGCAUGGAGUUUUCCGAGCCCUUCGCAAAUCUCAGGAGGCGCUUGGAGCUGGAGUUGAAAGAGGGCCGGAAGGUGUCCAUACGGUUGCGGGUCUUGAGGCCCCAACCGCCGGAGCCGCCGCCGGGCGAGCCGCCUGGCGUGCCGCCCGGCGUGCCGCCCACCCAGCCGCCCGAGCCGCCGGGCGAGCCGCCCGAGGCCCCGGCUGCGGCCUUGGCCCCACCCGGGCCACCGGAGAUGCCGAUGGAGGAGCGCACUUCGGAAAUUGGUCACCGGAAAGUUUGGAAGGGACAGCAUAUGACAGCAUGCUGGGAUGGGCCAGGCACGGCCCCGGGUCCUGCUGAAGGAAAAAGGCCGGCCAGUCCCUUGAACUCCUACUUCGAUGUUCCAAGUCGGGAAGAAUCAGCGGUGUCGAAGGCGCAGGUGUUGCGCCAGCGGCGAGCUUUCCGAGCGGGCGGGGGGCGAAUUGGAGAGAAGAGCAUGGAGCGUGCAUGA